Brassica rapa (field mustard) is the source of this 6157-nucleotide messenger RNA. RefSeq names its product germin-like protein subfamily 1 member 11. The record is from RefSeq and is a predicted model, not a curated record. Lineage: Eukaryota; Viridiplantae; Streptophyta; Magnoliopsida; Brassicales; Brassicaceae. Gene Ontology annotation, molecular function: manganese ion binding.
CAACGAGAGACGAAGAAGGAGGACUUUCUUCGAUAAAUUGCUCCAUGUUAAACACAACAAACUAUACGGUGUGGAGUAUACGAAUGAAGAUUCUUCUUUGUGUACACAAAGUAGGGGGUAUCAUCAAAACUCUUAAAUUAAUAAUGUUGCUAAUUUAUUAAUUAAUUUGUGGAAUCAUUAAUUAAAAGAAAAUUUCUGUUUUUGACUAUAUUUUUAAAAAUAUUUCUAUUUAAAAGAAGGAAAAAUAUUUUAUUUCAUAAUAUUAUAUAUUAGUAAAAAAUUUAUAGAUUUGAAUUUCAUAUAUUUUUAUGAGAUUAUUUGAUAGUAUGCUGAAUACAUAUGGAAGUAUACAAAUGAGUUUUAUAUGUAACUCGAUAAAGUAAGACUAAAAUAUUGAUAUGAAAAAAUAAAAAUUAGAGAUACAAUUCAUUUUGAAGACUAAUAAAAAAUAAGAUUCUUUAUAUAUUAUCGUAAUAAUUAGUUUAUGAUUUCAAUAGGACUAUAUAUUUAGCUAGGAAUUUUCUAAAAAUUUAUUAUCUUACUAUAUUAUCGAAUUAUGUCAUAUCUUACACAGUCCCAACUUGGAACAAUUUUUUUUUAUUAAUUUACGGUAUUUAUUAAUUUAUCGAGUAUUAAUUUAUAGAUUUUUAUUGCACUUUUGUUGUAAUUUUAUGUUACAUAUAUAAUAUAUGUAAAAACGGUUUUGUUUUUGUUUUUAUCGAAUUAUGUCAACAAAACCAAAUCAAAACUAACUUUCAUCUUAGUUACAUUUUGUUUUUGUUUCUCCUUUUCAGUUGCAGUUUUUUUUUUACCAACCCUAGCUAAGCGUUGAAACAUUGAAUACCAACCCUACGGAAAGUAGUGGCUGAUCUCCUACGAAAAGUUGAUCUUCUAUAGAGAAAUCAAAUGUACGAUACCAUCCUUCGUUUGAUAUUUUAUAUGUUUCUUUUUUCUUUUUCUAAAAUACCUCGAUUGUCCAGUAAGAUUCAUUUCUGGAUACCUUCUCGUAGGAUAUAGACUUGAACAGUCAAUGUACUCAUCUAUAAAAUUAAGCUCAGUGUCUUAUAAGCAGCUUACCUCUCCACAGAAAUCUAAUUCAAAAAGUAUCUGCCAAUGAGGAGUCUUAUAUUUCUCGCAAUUCUAUCUCUCUUGGCUUUAACCUUUCCAGUAGCCAUUGCUUCUGACCCAAGCCCCGUUCAAGACUUUUGUGUCGGCGUAAACACCCCAUCCAAUGGUGUAUUUGUUAACGGAAAGUUUUGCAAAGACCCAAAGCUCGCCACAAUAGACGACUUCUUUUUCACAGGGCUUGACAGGCAAAGAGUCGCAACUAAUGCAGUCGGAACAAAUGUGACAGCUGUCUUUGCUGAUAACCUUCCUGGGCUCAACACCCUUGGAAUAGCAUUUGCUCGUGUAGAUUAUGCACCAAACGGGCUGAUCCCACCUCAUACCCAUCCACGUGCCAGCGAGUUCUUGAUUGUCCAAGAAGGAUCGCUUUACGCGGGUUUUGUCUCGUCAGACCAAGACGGAAAUCGUCUAUUCUGCAAAAUACUCAACAAGGGUGAUCUAAUUGUGUUUCCAGUAGGACUCAUCCAUUUCCAUGUCAAUGUGGGACGAGGCCCAGCAGUUGCAUUCACUGCUUUUAAUAGCCAAAACCCAGGUCUCAUCACUAUUGCUAAAACCGUGUUUGGGUCUAACCCGCGGAUAAACCCAAAUGCUCUUGCAAAAGCAUUCCAGUUGGAUCCUAGGAUUGUCAUGAGCCUACAGACCAAAUUCUGAUCAUGGAAUGAAAAAUAUUGAGCUUUUAAUUGCUUUCGCUUUCUUUACCGUUGUCUGAAUAAGGAUCAUGUAUUCCAUCACUGCAUCAAUAAAGUGACAUAAGGUCAUAAUGUAAUGCUUACAAAACUACUCCUGUCCACUUCACGUGUCUUAAUUUUCCAUCUAUCAAGAUAUGUAAAGAAUGAAAACAAAAAAACGAAACAAAAUUCUUUUUUUUGUGUUAAAAACAAUUUUGUUUAAAAAAUUUUAAAAGAAAAUUCGUUUUUAACUUUAAUAAACAAAUUGUUUCCCACUUUCGAAAAAAAGGAACUAACCAUAAAUAGGCCGCGCUCGGUUUUAUAAAUUCUUAGUUAGACCAAAAUAAUCUUUAAUUUAUAUUGGAGUGAUUAACAUCACACAUCAUAAUCAUAGUUUAAUUUUGAUGACAACGUGUUAGAUCCUUGUAGCAAACCACAUCAUGUUUUCGUUUUUUUAAAUAGUUAUACAUAUAAAUUAAACAUUACAGAAUUCCAUUACAUAUAUGUUUAUAUAACAAAAAUAUUACCAAGGUUUAUUUAUAUUAUUAGAAAUUAGUUUGUGUCCGUUCUUUAAAUUUCAAACUAUGACAUGCCAAAAACUGGCAUAUAGUAUGUUUGGAAAUGAAUAUUAUAUUUCUUUACAACUGAUCGGUACAAUCUAAAUUAGUAGUUAUCAUUCUAUAAUCCAUAUAGAACAAGUUAUUGUUCCAUUACAUGUGUAUUUUUCUUCUUCAAAAUAAUAUUUUCAUAAUGAGUUUAUAUAAAUAGGAUUCAAAGCUUAUGCUCGAACCAGAAUCAAAUGUUUUUGGUUUACUAAGAGCAUCUUCAAUGUAAAACUCAAUUUUUCCUUUAAAAUGGAGUAAAAAUAAAAAUAUAGUAAAAUUGCUCCAAUCCUACUCUAUUUUCUAUUUCAUAAUGGAGUGAUAAACAAAAAAAAAUAGAUUACUCCAUUUAUGGAGUAAAUUUUAUUAUGGAGUGAGAUAUGGAGUUGGGUUGGAGCAUUAUUUACUCCAUAUUCACUUUUACUCAAUUUUAGAGGAAAAAAUGGAGUAGAGAUGGAGAUGGCCUAAUAUACUGAAAUUGGAUCUUUUACUACUGCAAACUAACAAUGAUGUAAUACUUUAAAUUCAAUUCAAAUUCAAUUCCAGAUGAGUAUUUCACUCUGUUUCUAUUAGAACAAUAUUAAUGGAAGACAAAAGAAUAGGUCUCCAUGGUAACAAGUGUAACAAAACAGAAUCGUAAAGAUGAUUUAAAUUUAGUUAGAUUAAUAAGGAGCUAAGUGUAGGGCGAUGGGACGGAAAUAUAACAAUCAAAAGCAAAAUCAAUGAAAAAAUCAAAACAAGUCUCUAGCAUCUCUUCUUUUAUCAAGAAAUCCUAAUAUUUAAACUUUCAUUUAAAUCAGAAAACAUUAAAAACAUUAAUGAUUAGAUUCGAUUAGUUUACAAUUUGCCUUUAACAUUACUAGAGCCGGGGUCCGCGCUUCGCGCGGAUAAUAUGUUUUAUUAAAGUAAAUUUUUAUAUUUUUGUAGUUUUAAAUAUCAGAUAUUGGAAGUUAAGUUUUGUUCGUUGUUGAAUUAAUCAUAGAGCUUUUGUUUGAAUGCGAUGCGGUGAUCAGUUUUUGUUUUCUAAACAAUAGUAAGUUUGAAAAAUAUAUGGUUGUUUGCAUUGAAGUGUAAAUUUUAAAACAGUUGACUGGUGUCGGUUUCCGUCUUGUGGUUUGAUCCCAUGUGGAGGUAUGCCAUCAGGCUUAGGAUAGCAGUUUAUUCCUCUUUUGAAAGCGUUGUAUGACAUCUAUGUCGUUGUCAAAAUAAAAGCGCGAUUCUGGUGUGGUUGUGAGUGAUAGUUUCUCUGAAAAGUGAAAUAUAUGUAAGCAUUUAGUUAGACAUAAACUUUAUGUUUAGUUGAUUACCUUCAUGUAAUCUUGGAAUGAUACUUGUGAUGAUUACGAUUUGGUUUUUCCUGGUAGAUAUGCAAUUUAACUCCCUGAAAUUAGCCGCCUCAUUGUCCCAUAUAGUUAGACGGACCAAUUUGGAUCUACAAAAAAUUAUUGUAUUAUAUAUUUAUUGCUUAACGCAAUCCAAUGAUGAUUUUUGUAUAUGUGUUGUGGUUAUAUAAAUCACUUCUUUGGAUGAGGCAUAUGCGGUCAAAAACAUCGGUGGGAAUAAUUUGUUUUUAGCGACAAAAAUAGAGAAUUUAUUUGACUGUGUGAUAGGUAUGGGGUUUUUUUUUUUUGACCUGGGAGGAAGUUGGUUGCACUGGCUAAGCUGAUCAACUGGGAAUAGCGUUGGGGCUGGAAAUUGUAUGAAGGAAUCGGUGGAAUGUUUUCUUGAAUCAGUGUUAUAAUUGUUGUCUCAUUGAUAUUGAUUAUGUAUGGUUGAACAGUAAGCAUGUACCGUCAGUUAUUAGGAAGAAGAUUAAAAUAUCUAAUGUGAUAAAUUUUUCCUUCCUCGAACCGUUGGUACAUUGUGUCAGACGUAGAAAUAGGCAUCCACCCUUCCAUUUUUUGUUCAUGUUGAGUGGUUAAAAGCAAUUAUUUGAAAUGUUGUUGGAAUAAUUAAAAGUAAGUAUUUUUUUAGACAAACCUAGAUGUCAAGAUAAAUAAAAGUUGUUUCUAGGAAAGCAUUUUUAUUUGUGUGAUUUGUGAUGGGCUACAUCAUAAUGAUUCUAGCGAUAAUUGGUUGCGGUCCGAGGUUGUCGCUCCACUUGUUGUGAACUUCGGCUAGAAUUACAAAAAGAUAAAUUAAAAACAAAAAUAGAGAAAAAUUACAAUUAAAAAAUCAUCUAAAAGAAUUAUUUAAAAAAUGUAUUUUGAAAACAUAUAAUAUAAGACUAUUACUUAAUUAUUUUUUUAAUGUUUUUUUUAAUAUAUUUUAAUUAAAUUUUAUAUAUCUAGGGUAUAAGAGUCAUUUUACCUAUUAAAUGAAACAUUUUGGUCAUUCUAUCAAAACUUUCCUUCUUUAUCACAAUUUUUUUUUGGUUUGUUUUUAAAACAUAUUAUAAACAAAUAAAAUUUCGGUUGUAUAGGGUUUUUCAAAUUUUUGGUGGUGCUGAAAAAUAAUUGGUCAUUGUUACUUUAAUCGUUUUAAAAUAUAAAGUAAGUUUUAAAAUAUAAAGUAAGUUUUAAAAUAAAAUUAAUAUAUGUUUUUUUGUAUGGUUUAAAACUAAUAAGAUGUAAAUGAUGAAGAAUAUAUUAAAAGUAUAUAUAUAUAUAUAUAACCAAAUUUAUGAUAAACAUGGUCAAACAGUUCAUAAUUUGUAUGUUAAAUUAAAAAACAUCUUCUAGAUAAAAAGAAAAUCUACAUUUGUUUUUGUGCAUUAAAUGAAAAAGGGAAAUAAUAUGAAAAGCUUCUUUGCAAACAAUAGAGUGCAUUAACAACUUGUAUAUUUUGUUUAUUAGAGUUUUGGAUAAAUAAUUAAUAUUUCAAUAAUAAUAAUGUUUUCAUUCAAAAAUGAUAAUAUUUAAGUUGAAGAUGAGAUGAAGAGGAAGAGAAUCACGAUGAGAUGGAGUCGGUGAUAGGGCUAGGGUGAGGAUGAGUGAUCUUUAGUUUUUAGAGAAUUAUAUGUUUUAGGGUUUUUAGUAUUAAUGGGUUAGGGAUUAUGUUUUAGGACCUUUAGUAUAUGAGUAAUAAUGAGUUAGGGCUUUUAAUAUCUGAGUAAUAAUGAGCUGUUAAAAUGGAAUGUUGAGAAUAGUGUAAAUGAGCUCCGAAAUUUAGUAAUAAUGGGCUGCGAAAGUUGGUCUUUCAAGUCCAGUCUGGAAUGACAUGGCAGAUUAGUUGGUUCUCAAUUUUUUUGUCCAUGUGGCACCUUUAAAAAUGCUCCAAUUUAGUUGCUUUUAUAUAGUGGGAUUUUGCUGGUGAAGGACAAAUAACCCAUCCAUGUUAUUUUUAGCAACCUAAAGCACUUCCGGUGAAUAGAUUAAACCUAGAAACAUGUCGGAUCCAGAUUAGUUCAGGUCCACUUUUAACGUACCAGUUUAUAUCCGAUUUUUUCCUGUUCUUUAUUGUGUCGGGUCGGGUUCAUGUAUUCUGGUUCCAUAUCCGGGUAAAUGUCACAUUUUUGGGUCGGUUUCUGAUAUAUCGGGUGGGGUCUACAUAUGGUCGGGUCUAAAAUAUGUAUUUCGGAUACACUUGUACCCAUGAUACCCGAACAUCAAACCUGUAAUUUUGAAGACCUGCAAUAAGCAUAAGUACAAAAUACAAUACACAUUACACAAUCUGAAAACCUGCAGUAGUGCAAUAACCAUAACCAUAACUAAUAAACAUAAAAGUUAAACCUGAUCAAAGUUGCCAUUCAACAAAAAAAAAAAAAACAGAGAACAUUACUCUCUAAGUCAAGUAUCAAAGAUAAAACAACAUAUAAGAGAU